This is a messenger RNA of Macroventuria anomochaeta, 834 nucleotides long. RefSeq lists its product as uncharacterized. The coding region runs from base 216 to 668 and encodes 150 amino acids. Lineage: Eukaryota; Fungi; Ascomycota; Dothideomycetes; Pleosporales; Didymellaceae. The record is from RefSeq and is a predicted model, not a curated record. The transcript has a single exon.
UCUGCUCCCCACCUUCGUGCAGAACACGGCCCCUUUAUUGCUCGUCUCGCGGCAUCUCCUCACACUUCACACAUCACACCACGCCGCAGUCGUGGACAGUGUAAGUUUCAUUGUCUUCCUGACCGGGCCCUUUGUAGGUCAACGCCAGCUCAAUUUUCAUUGUUAGCUAACUGCUCGCUCAAGUCUGCGAUAAGCUCGGUCGAGUUCCUACCCCGAUGCAUUCUAACCACACCACCCGGCGCCUGCCUUGUGGUAAUUCCAAGCUCAACAUACACAAUGUCCGUCAACCACUAUUGUGCAUCUGGAUUGACGCCGAUCUGGAUCCUGAUGACGAGUUGCUAUCGGAGCGCGGAACCUAUAACCAGUCGAAGGCGGCGACAAGCUCGAUCACGACGAAUCGCCCGUGGACCGAGAUAUCCUGUCCGAGCAAUGCUUUGCCAGCAUGGCAGCCGCUCAAAAGAAGGAUGCCAAGGAUAAUGCCGCUCAGAAGGUUGGGAAUUUGGAGCUCCAGAUCAACAUCGUCAGCAAGGACCCUAGCAGAGGGAUUGACCCGGAAGCCGCUGCAACACUUGCUGAUGAAGCAGCUCGCGCCUCCUACUACGCUCUCUUGCUUCUCUGCCCGCCUCAAGUCCUCGAGCGUAUGGCCCAUCUCGCUCCAGCCGACUUGAAGCUCAAAACGCAGCCAACUAUCGCGAAGCUACAGGAUAUUUGUGAGAAGCAAGUUAUCUUGAUGAAGCGUUUUCUUGCGAAGUCAGUUUGAGGAUACAUGCGAGCUCUUGAGAAGGAGAUAACCUAUUGUCAGGGCCUUCGCAGGUCAACGUCAGAGCCAGGUCU